UCCUUUGAUCUUGGCUUGUGUUUCUGCAGUCCAGAAACCCAUUUGAGCCAUCUGAGUCUUUCAUCAUCUUAGCUUUCCCAUUUUGCUAUUAAAGUUGGGAUUUUGGGGUCAAAAUCCCCAAACCCAUCUUGAAAUCCAGCUGGUUUCUCCAUUUUUUCUCACUUUCUUGAUCUCAAAUCUCAGAAAGUUUCCAACUUUUAUUCUGGGUUGGGUUUUCCGAGACUCUUUCAAAUACCCAAAUUCACGAACUUUCUCAGGGACUGGUUUUUGUUUCCAGAAGCUUAUCUUAAUGCAUAACAUCUGGUUCUUGAUGUAUGAUGUUCAUGUCUCCAGUUCUGAGUGAAAUCCUUAUUUUCGAGUGUAUGAUAAAUUCUACAUUCAGGCGCAGGACCCAUUUAGUUCAAUCAUUCUCAGUUGUUUUCCUUUACUGGCUUUAUUACGUUUCAUGAUUUAAGCUCUCAUCAAACGCUAAUAAUAAGGCUACUAUCUGCAAUAAUAUUAUUAUUACUUCUAUUAUCUGCAAUAUUUAAGUUUAUUUUGUUUCUGGGUCCUGCUGUUCUCUCUCUCUCUCUCUGAGUUGCUCUCAAUUACUGUGAAAAUCUGCAAACUUUUCUGUGGUUUCAAUGGCUUCUUCAAGUGGGACAUCCUCAGGUUCUUCCAUGCUUCAAAACUCUGGUUCUGAAGAAGACUUGCAGGUUCUGAUGGACCAGAGAAAAAGAAAGAGAAUGAUUUCCAAUCGUGAAUCUGCAAGGAGGUCUAGGAUGAGAAAGCAGAAGCACUUGGAUGAUUUGAUGGCUCAGAUGGCUGAGCUGAAGAAGGAGAACAAUCAGAUCAUCACCAGCGUGAACAUCACAAGCCAGCAUUACAUGAACAUUGAGGCAGAGAACUCUGUUCUCAGAGCCCAAGCGGAUGAGCUUAGCAACAGACUGCAGUCUCUGAAUGAGAUUGUGAGUUUCUUGAAUGCAAGCAAUGGGGUUUUUGCUGCUGGAGAUUCAAGCAGCUUCAAUGAGCCCACUGACAGCUUCUUCAACCCAUUGAAUCUGUCAUAUUUGAACCAGCCAAUCAUGGCU
Prunus mume (Japanese apricot) is the source of this 1070-nucleotide messenger RNA. The record is from RefSeq and is a predicted model, not a curated record. NCBI's taxonomy places the organism in Eukaryota, Viridiplantae, Streptophyta, Magnoliopsida, Rosales, Rosaceae.